GUGGUCAAUAUGGCUUAAAAAGGGACACCAUUAGUUAGUAUGAACACAAACACAAAGACUUCUGAGAAGUUUCUCAUUACCAUUUUCUCUCGACUGGCUCUCCUAUUUCAAAUAUUAUGGAGUAUGACGACUAUGAGUGCUACGAGAACCCUAAUUCGAAAGGGUUGAUAAUCUCCAUCACUCAAUAUAGAAAUCUCGAAAAAUAUGAUGACAGAUCCGAGCAGCUCCUCCACCGCAAAUGGAAACAGGAAGAAGAGAUCAGUCUCUUCAGAGGAAGAAGCUGAUCAAGAUGGCUCAAAGAGACGUUGUCCAAACUCAUCUCCUCUUCCAACUGCAGGUUCUGCACAUGAAAGUAGCAAAGCUAGGGAUUUGAUUCAAGAAUUAUAUGAGAGUUUCAUAAUUGGAAAGGUGAAAGAAUUGAAGAGGAUGAUGGCACAUAGCAUCAAUAACUCUCAAAGUGGUGAAGAUGAGGCUCGAGCUAAAGAAAUAGUUGAUGCUUUGAUUAAGGAAAAAAGAGCAGAAUGGGAAAGUGAAUUUCGACAAUUAUUAAUGAAUGAAUUUGAUGGGAUUGCAAACGCUCAACUUAAACCUCUUCCAUCAACACCAAGGAAAUACAAAUUACGUUUUUGGUAUGAAAUUAUGGACACCAUGUACCAUGGCGAUAAGAUAAAAUCUAGUACAGAUAAUCAGGUAUUGAAAUUUGAAAUUUGUGAUGCCUACUCCAACACUGUCAUCACCAACGAACCAAUAUCCUUUGCUAUGGUCGAACUCUUCCUCAAAGAAAAAGGGUCUGAAACUCCUAUUUCAAGAGAAAAAACAAUGGACUUGAUCUCUUUUGAUCAUCUCCAAUUUCGCCUACAACAUGGAAUUGGCUAUGUCGAAGGUCUUGCUGUCAAGUCCAGCAAAUAUUGGAAAUCUAAUGAUUUUGUUUUGGGAGUCAAAGUUAUUGAUGAACAGAUUUUGGAGAAGAUUGGUACGAUUGAAGAGGCCUGUUCUGGACCCUUUAGAGUUCUGCAUAAACGAUCCAAAGGGAAUAAAAAGCAUUUCCCCCCAACUAAGGGAUGUGAAAUAUGGCGAUUAGUUGGGGUAAGGAAAAAUGGUGUAUAUCACAGAAUCUUAUCUUCAGAAGAACUAGGCAUCGAAACUGUGGGAGUUUUCUUGUGGAAAUAUCAUGAAAUGAGUUCUCCAACUUUGGAAGAGUUUCUUAAAAGGAGUAUGUCCAAGCUAGAUGAGUGGGAUGACAUUGUUAAGCAUGCAAAGACAUGUGUUGGUUAUGAUCCAGCUGAUUAUGAUCAAACAGAUCACAAUAAUAAUAAUUUGAUGGGAGCUGGUCUGCAAGUUAAUAAUCACCAAAGUCAAAUCGUUGAGAACAAUAAUGAUAAUUUGGUGGGAACUGAGCAACUCGCUAAUGCCAAUGAGAGUUUGGGAGUUCUUAAUGACCAAAAUCAAAGCGUUGUUCAAGUUAAUUUCGAUCAGAAUUUGGUAGUUGCUAAUUAUUACCAAAAUGAAAGCUUUGAUCAGGAUUCACAAGUAGGUCAGAAUGAACUUCCAAGAAUAGACUCUCCUGAUCAACAAUGGUUUUGUGACAACAUAAACUUAGAUCUUGAUUCACCAUCUAAUCAUUGGGCAACACAAAUGAUAUUGGACUCCCCAGAUCCAUAUGGAAUAGAUUACAGAGUCGAGCAAAGUCCAGAACUUUGACCAUGACAGAAGCUUCUCCUUCAAUUCACAACUAAUUUUGGUCUUUUAAAGAUAUUGCCAAAGAAAAAUUUAGCUUGAUUGAUAGUCUCUUUAAUUUUUCUUUAUUAUCCUCUCUUUAAUUGGUUGCUUUGCAUUGCAUGGAUUGUUAUGUUAUUUAACUUUAUUAUUGGAUCCUUUUUCUCAACUACUUGUUGAGGAAUUGUGGUGAGUGAAAAAAAAAUAUUUGCAAAUCUCUAAAAGUUUAUUUGUUUGUUUUA
Molecule: messenger RNA, 1958 nt
Organism: Cucumis sativus (cucumber)
Lineage: Eukaryota; Viridiplantae; Streptophyta; Magnoliopsida; Cucurbitales; Cucurbitaceae
Product: calmodulin-binding protein 60 A
Exons: 12
Coding region: 205-1701 (498 amino acids)
Biological process (GO): regulation of salicylic acid biosynthetic process
Cellular component (GO): nucleus
Molecular function (GO): DNA-binding transcription factor activity; sequence-specific DNA binding; calmodulin binding
Source: RefSeq, a predicted model, not a curated record